This is a messenger RNA of Marmota flaviventris (yellow-bellied marmot), 409 nucleotides long. It is a transcript of the gene Romo1, whose product is annotated as reactive oxygen species modulator 1. Gene Ontology annotation, cellular component: TIM23 mitochondrial import inner membrane translocase complex. Lineage: Eukaryota; Metazoa; Chordata; Mammalia; Rodentia; Sciuridae. Gene Ontology annotation, biological process: protein insertion into mitochondrial inner membrane; protein import into mitochondrial matrix. The record is from RefSeq and is a predicted model, not a curated record.
CGGAAGCGAUCCCCCGGAUGCGAACGCCCUCCGUCUGGUUUUCCGUGUGAGACGUAGAGCCGAGCGACAAAGGCCACGAACGAGAUGCCGGUGGCCGUGGGUCCCUACGGGCAGUCCCAGCCAAGCUGCUUCGACCGCGUGAAGAUGGGCUUUGUCAUGGGUUGUGCCGUGGGCAUGGCGGCCGGAGCGCUCUUUGGCACCUUUUCCUGUCUCAGGAUCGGAAUGCGGGGUCGGGAGCUGAUGGGCGGCAUUGGGAAAACUAUGAUGCAGAGUGGCGGCACAUUUGGCACAUUCAUGGCCAUCGGAAUGGGCAUACGAUGCUAACCAGGACAGUGAUUGCCCACUACAUCUACAUCUUCCUAUCCACCCUGGCCCUUGUACCAUAAUAAAACAAAGUCUUUUCUUCUCA